GCUUUUUGUGACUCUGACUUCACACUUCACAAUGCCUUCUAUCGAUAGACGGUAGCCAUUUGUGUGUAGUGAAGCUACGAGGAAGCCACGUUUUGUUAUAGGAAUCGGAAAGAUGUGGGGAUUAGUUGGAAGGCGUGGGGUAUUUGCAGAUUUCACCUGCUGGAUUGAGGGACUCGUUUAACUUUGGAUAAGUGGAAUGCCAUGAGGGGCGUCCUCUUGCAGGACGGGAGAGGGACGGGAUGUUUGGUUCAUGGUGGUGCCUUAACGCUUCGAAGAUCCGACGGAACCUCCUCAGUGCGUCUUCCUAAUCGAAACCCGGCAAGAAUUUCAUCUUUCCUCUACCAAAGGUUCCUCCAUUUUGCCUUUGAAAAGAUGCGGCUACACGCCGACCUGAGUCCUUUGCAGUUGCAGGAAAAAUUCAGUGUGUUGAAAGCUUCAGAUGGACGGACAGAGCUACGAACUCUCUCUUUUCAUGCGCCCAAGAUCAGAUACAUGCGCAGCUUGGCAAUUGAUGGAGGGCCCUUACUGCAGGUGUUGGACUUUGCAGCAUUUCCAGAACCAGAGUUUGACCUUCCUAUAUUUUGUGCUAACUUCUUCACUGCUGCAGAGAGGAACAUAGUUGUCUUGGAUCUCAAUCCAUUGCAUGAUGUCAUAAACAACAACAACUACAAGGAGAAGUACUAUAGAAGCCUACUUCCUCUUGGGCAAAAAUAUGCUGAGCUUUUUCCAUGGGGUGAUCAAAUUACGGCUGAGUCUAUUAGAUUUUUCUCGCCGAUUGUACUAUGGACAAGGUUUGCUUCAAGUCAGGAAAAACAUGAUAUACUCUAUUCUGCUUUCAAAGACUAUUUUCAGGCUUGGCUUGAACUGCUGGAUAGAGCAACUGCUGAUGCUGAUGCAUCUCAUAUUUCGGUUAACCGUGAAGCCCAGCAUAAAUACCUAACAUGGAGAACGGAAAAGGACCCUGGACGGCAAAUCUUACAGAAGUUGGUGGGGGAGUCCUUUGCCGAGGAGCUGGUGAGAGAUUUUCUCUUCUACGGUGUAGACAGUCUAGGAAGCAAAAAGUUUUUGGAUUUUUUCCCCCAGUAUAGGUGCGAGGAUGGGACGAUAAACAAGAAGCGCAGUAUCAUUGGUAAGUCAUUCAAAACUCGCCCAUGGGAUGAAAAUGGAGAAUUUCUUGGUGGGCAGUUUCUAGAAUAAGUUCAUCCCCUUUCUUCUUUAGUUUUCCUCUUGUAGUGUCGUGUUUUCCUGUAAGUCGGGAGUGCAGUCUGGUGCUUGCUCCACAAUGUUUUUCAUAAUUUAAUAUGGAGAAGCCAUAGUGUUCAGUGUAAUGGUUUGUCAAUCAAGUUCCCCUUGAGCUAUACGUUGGCCAUCGGGAGAAAUCUUAGGGACUGAGAAGAGACUGGAUGCACUUCAGGAGGGUUUCCAGGUAUCCAUCCGGCAAGAGUUAUGGGAAUAUCAAACUGAAUGGGUGCCUGAACAAAGUUGAUCCGGCACCGGGUUCACAGCCCAAACCUUGUACCAAGCUCCAUAAUGAUCUGGAAGGGGCUUGACUUGCUUUGAGCCUACCUGCCUCUUAAAUGGGCUCUGCCUCAGUCCAAACCGACCAUCCAUGGCUAGCAGGAUCUGCUGAUUCAAUGCAGGAUCUUGGACAUUAGUUAACACAUGAAAUGUUUGAGCUGUUGGUUAUCGCUAUUUACAUAGCAAAUUAUUUGAAAAAUAGAGACCGUGGUAAAUGAAGGGAGAAACAAUGGUACACUAAAGCUGCUGUGGUUUCAUAUGUUGAACGCUGCGGAAGUAGUUACGCACUAACCAGUGCAUGAAAAUCAUAUGGGAAGUUGCUGACUUGAUAGCGGUGGGGUGAGAAAACUAAGUUUAAGUAGGUUUUUAACA
Nymphaea colorata (pocket water lily) is the source of this 1890-nucleotide messenger RNA. Its product is annotated as phytochromobilin:ferredoxin oxidoreductase, chloroplastic. The transcript is spliced from 8 exons. Gene Ontology annotation, biological process: phytochromobilin biosynthetic process. Gene Ontology annotation, molecular function: cobalt ion binding; phytochromobilin:ferredoxin oxidoreductase activity. Lineage: Eukaryota; Viridiplantae; Streptophyta; Magnoliopsida; Nymphaeales; Nymphaeaceae. Bases 202 to 1197 code for a protein of 331 amino acids. The record is from RefSeq and is a predicted model, not a curated record.